This is a messenger RNA of Branchiostoma floridae (Florida lancelet), 3371 nucleotides long. RefSeq lists its product as uncharacterized. The coding region runs from base 1094 to 2701 and encodes 535 amino acids. The transcript has 5 exons. Gene Ontology annotation, biological process: transmembrane transport. NCBI's taxonomy places the organism in Eukaryota, Metazoa, Chordata, Leptocardii, Amphioxiformes, Branchiostomatidae. The record is from RefSeq and is a predicted model, not a curated record.
UAUUAGAGGAGUUGGUCUGCCCAAAACUACAGUUUGCGACACCCCUAUAUCUAUUUGGUCAAUUUCUACUGGCGAUAUGUCUAAUUUCAUAGACCCCCCAAGGAGGAAAGAAAAUGAAACUAUUUUUACAUUUAUUUCACAUUAUGAUGUCGUUACAGCUGGGUUGUAACUAGGGGUUUUAAUGUGUUUUUACACUGUUUUUCUUUAUUUCUUUCGUUUCCAUAUUGUUCUCCUCCUUACCCAAUUUGGUGGACGACCGUAACCCGAACACUGUUUUUCUUUAUUUUUUUCGUUUCCAUAUUGUUCUCCUCCCUUACCCUAGCUAACGUUACUCGGUGUCUCUUUUUUUUUAAUUUUCUUCUUACCGAAGUCAAUUUUACAAAUGCCUCAUAAAUGCACAUAUACAAUGCAAACAGAAUUAUUUGUCGGCAACUCCAACAGGGCAACGGAAUAGACAAAUCUGGCAAUCUUUUUUUUUGUUUCUUUUAUUAUAGUAGCAAGAUUUAUUCUUGUAAACGGGAACGUUCCUCAGUCCGAGUGGUAUAUCUACAUGCUCCCAUACGAUUAACAAUAGAACCCUGUAGAUACAGAACUGACCGUUAGACGUCCCCACUAUAAGGUGAAGAGUGAAGGUGGCAUCGUCUUUCUGUGUUAUUUACAAGCGAUGGAAAAGUUACUCUGCUACUAUCACCAUAGAUUUUCUGCAAUCUGUUAGUCAUCCCUGUCUAUUCACCCAGAACAAAUAAACAAUAAAAAGGUACUGCCGUUUGAAUUGAAGCGGGAGACCCAAAUUCCGACGUAUUUGUCCAGUUUACAACAAGAAAACCAUAGUGUUCAUAUCUACUGCGAUCCAAGCGUAACAUCUUUGUACAAUAAACAUGAACGAACGCUAGGAGCACAUCGUCAUGACGUCCAUACGACUGUCAACUGUGCUGACAAAGAGCUAUAGCCCGGAACACACAACUCGACGUUCUUAAAAGUUUGUCGGGUCAGACGAAGGCCUUUGCGUAAACUCUUGGGGUCAGGUGGUAAUAAUAAGUGACUUAUGGCGGCUAAACAUGUAUAGUGAGUAAACUAACGACCACAGACAACCAUGGCUACGAGCGGGAAAGUGCCGCACGAUGGCGGGAGCCUGCCCAAGGCAACUAGUGUCGAGCUGCUGCAGGGAUCCGGUGGAAACCCUCAGAGCAAAGUUCAAUCGAGAAUCCAGAGGAUCCUGGGUCUAAAGAAGUACGCAAAGGACUACCGAGUCAUCAAAACUGGCUGUCUGGUCCUGGCAUGGAUAGCUAUGGGACUGUACCAUCGCAUGGUGGCGCCCACCCUGAUCGACCUGAAGGACCGUCUAGGGGUGAACUACGAGGAAAUCUCACGAGCUUUGCUGUGCCACACCAUUGGGUACUUCCUCUCCAACAUGGCAGGGGGCGUCGUUGUUGACUUAUACCCAGGCCUGGUGGACAUGGUGAUCGCAUCCUCCCUCCUGGCGGCAGGUGUCGGCUCUAUCGGCACGCCUUGGUCCCGCUCUCUGGCGCUCACCGGCUUCUGUAAGCUGCUCACCGGGUUUGGGCACGGAGCCACGGACGCAGCCGGUACUGUGACGGUGAUCCAGCUUUGGGGUGACAACUCGGCGCCAGCUCUCCACAUCAUCCACAUGGGGUACCCGUUCAUCGCGCUCUUUGUCCCGUUCAUGGCACAGCCUUUCCUCUCACGCCGUCCAGAAGUCAACGGAACGGCCACCCCUCCCCCUCUCACCGUGGAGGAAGCCUGGAGGACGUCCAAAAUCGAACAAGCCUACCUCAUCCCCACCUUCGUGUCCGCUGCCGUCUGUGUCAUCUUCUUGGCUUUCCACUUUUACUUCUCCCCGAAGUACCAACCGGAUCUUCCUCGUCCGGAUUUCUUGGCCUGCUUCAAAUCGAAGAAGAAAACUGAUCCGGAUGCUUCCGAUCCGGAUCCGGAAGCACAGCCGUUUUGCAGACGCUUCGUCUCGUGUUGGAGUUCGAAGUUGUGUCGCUCCUUCCAGGGCGAGGGGCUGUUCUCCCCUGGCAGGUGCGUGAAGGGAGAACCUGUUCUCGGGUCUUUCUACGUUGUCCUGUUGUUUCUUUUCUACCUGGUGUAUCUGUCCGGGGAGGUGAGUCUGUUUGAGUACCUGUUCGCCUACAGUGUGGAGAGCGGGCUCUUCGAUAAAGACGGCGCCUCUCUGGUGUACUCGUUCUUCUUUCUUUUCUUCCUCUUGGGGCGAGGAUUUGGCGGGUUCGGGUCCCACUGGGUGCCGGCGGGCCUGAUUAUCGGGGUCUCCAUCUUCCUGCUGCAGGUCGUCGGGAUCGAGUACUCGGUCUGGGGAGUGAACGACAGCACGGUGUUCUGGGUGCUGACGUGUGUGGCCGGGUUUUGCUGCGGCCCGGUGUUCCCCGCCUGCUCUGCCUGGGCGAACCACUACCUGGACCUCACCGGUGUCCUGGUGGUGGUCAUGUUCGUCGGGGCGUCUUUCGGCAACAUGAUCGGUACCUACGCCACGGGGUACUUCUUCGAAUAUGCCGGGAUAGAUUCCAUGUUUCACGGCCACAUCGGCUACAUGGCGAUCACCAUCGUGGUGUUCUUCAUGAUGCAGUUUUCCAUGUCUGUCCUGUUCAAGGACAGGAUGCAGAAAGCGGGAGGAGAAGACGAGGAACCAGAACCAGAAGUUGAGGCAAUCACUAAGGUCUAGAUCGACAGAUAGAAAAAAAAAACCUCAUGGCAUUCGGAGGGCAUUCACUGUGUGUUUAAAAUGCUCACGUUGUAUUCCAGUAUACGUAAAUUCAUGCACCUUGCCAGUUUUUUUUUUUUUAGAUUAUUGGGAGUAGUGAGCGCUGAAGUAAGAAACAGGACUGUCGAUAACAGGGCUGCCAAGAGAGGAAUUGCAUUGCAUUGAUAAUUCUUUUUGGGUACCUUCGAGUGCUGUGAGAGGCUUCUUCCGAACCCCUCUGCCUACGCGCAUGUAUAUUGCACCUUGAAGGCUAAUCAAUAAAGUCGUUUUUCCUGAUAAAUCACACAUCGUCCGAAAAAUGCAAUGGCAGACGGAACUUGCGGACAACAGUCUAUAGCUGUGUGGUUGUCUCAAUAUUUAGUAUCACCUUGUACGUUUGGUAUGUUACAUCAUGCCACUAUAUGCCACUCAGGAAUAAAGCAGGGACAGGGUGGAGAACAUGAAAAUGAUCGUUGUGUAUUAGGAGCACAUAUGGAUGUCGCAAUGUGAGAUAACAUGAAGAUCUAUAAUACUGGCCAUAGGUGCCUGAAUAGCUAGUUAGCGAUACGGCCUAGCGCCUAUACCUAACAUUGUGUAUCCCGUUUUUGUCUUUCCCUUUGUUCCAAGUAGCAGAUUAAAGUAUGUGCCGUUA